UUGUGUAAAUAUAGAUAAGAAUGCAAAUGUCCAUAAAAUAUCGCGUACUCUCUACCUUUCGUUUCAAUUAAUAACAAACGUUAACAACACCGACACUCAAGAAAAUGAAUUAUCACGAGAAGUGCUUGUUAGUUACUUUCGGCUUUCUUUAUUUACUCUUUCAAGGUGGCAACAGUUUAGAUCUUAAUCAGAUCUCUGGGACAUGGUUGGUGAGGAAUUCCAGCGAUGUCAAGGAUUCAGAAUCCUGCGCAUAUGUCAAAAUAAAUACCACCAGAACGGGUGCAGUGUUGUCAUACGAUUCCAAAAAAAUUCCUACUGUGGAAUUAACUAUUUUUAACUCUACCAGUAACCUGCACAUUUUCACUGAAACGACCGAUAAGAAAGGAAAUAUGACAUUCAUCUUGUUAGAUCUUCCAAACUACAUUGUUCUAAAUUCCACUUCAGCAGAAAUUCCAACAUAUUUAAUAUUGACGGGACCCACUGCAAUAAAAAUCGAUGGGAAAAUCAAAAAGAAGUUGGAUGAAACUGCAGACCUGAAAAAUAUCACUUUUUACCCUACUGGUCAGGACACUGAAUCAUGCAAAAAAUACAUAAAGGAUGAAGAAUCUGGACCAACUGAGACAAACAUCAAUUCCACCACCUUCAAGCCUACCACCAUCAAGCCCAUGACCAUCAAGGACACCACCAUCAAUUCCACCACCGUCAAGUCGACAACCAGCAAGUCUAAGAAUAGCGGAUCAUCAUUGAUCGUUUCUAACCUCCUAGUGGUCUUAAUCAGUCUGUCACUGAUAAUAUCCAAAUGACAUUUCCAGAUCUGAACGAUCCAGUUUUCGAACAAAAUAUUGCUUAAAACAAAAUUAACUGAAAUAUGCUUAACCGACCCCUGGUACAACAUACUCAAUUUUGAAUUAUACUUCGAUUAAUAAAUAAAUAUUAUUGGAAUAAA
Molecule: messenger RNA, 946 nt
Organism: Harmonia axyridis
Lineage: Eukaryota; Metazoa; Arthropoda; Insecta; Coleoptera; Coccinellidae
Exons: 3
Coding region: 105-803 (232 amino acids)
Source: RefSeq, a predicted model, not a curated record